Molecule: messenger RNA, 744 nt
Organism: Erigeron canadensis
Lineage: Eukaryota; Viridiplantae; Streptophyta; Magnoliopsida; Asterales; Asteraceae
Exons: 2
Coding region: 1-744 (247 amino acids)
Source: RefSeq, a predicted model, not a curated record
AUGGAGAAAGAUGACAUAGAUUUGGUUUUAGUACCAGCAGGAUUACUUGUAAUGGCGGCUUAUCACGUCUGGCUCCUUUAUCAGAUACGUCACAACCCAACUCGGACAGUCAUCGGUAUGAAUGCUAUUACUCGCAAAUUUUGGGUUAGCUCAAUGAUGGAGGACACACAGAAAACUGGAGUUCUGGCAGUACAAACAUUGAGAAACAACAUUUUGGCAUCCACACUACUGGCCUCUACAGCCAUCAUGCUAAGCUCCCUAAUUGCUAUUUUAAUGACCGGGGGAGCCGUUGGACAUAACAGCAGUACCACCAACAGCAUCAGGACUGACCACCACUGGGUCAGUCUAACGUUUGGUGAAGGAACUAGGCUGAGGUUGACAAGCAAGUUCUUUAGCAUAUUCGUGUGCUUCUUGGUAUCUUUCUUGAUGAAUGUUCAGUCGAUUAGGUACCUCAGCCAUGCAAGCAUGCUCAUCAAUGUUCCUUACAAAAUGAUAACCAAUUUCACCAGCCUGCCCCUCACCAUAGAGUAUGUAGCCUCCACGGUGAAUCUAGGUAGUUACUUUUGGUCUCUAGGCCUUCGUGCCUUCUACUUCUCCUUCCCAUUGUUCCUAUGGCUAUUUGGUGCUAUACCCAUGUUCAUUUCUUCCGUUUUCUUGGUGUUUAUGUUGUACUUUCUUGAUGUCGCUUUUGAUCUUGGAUGGGUAGCUGAUACAACCAGUACAGAUGAAGAAACCUAUAAAUAA